GUCUUCCGUGACUCUCAUUUGCAUUACGACAUUAUACCACUGAUAUUAUAUGAUAGUUUGGCUUUCAAUCCUUUUCUUAAUCUUUGGUCGUCGGUCAGUUUAAUAUUUGUACAAAAAAAAAGGGCACCGUGCCAUUGUUGAAAAUUGACCCCCGGGAAAGAAAACUGAGGAAGGUGACGGGAAAAGAGAGAAUGUUGUAUGAAAUUUCAAAGCAAUACACUACUUAAAGACUUCAUAAUUUCUUUCUAGCUUAUUUCAUCUCUGAUCCCUUUCUUCGUAUCUGUCUCUCUGUUUUCCCUCCAUAGCAAUGGAGUUUACUAGUUUCUGCCUUCAAAGCCUGUUAUUUCUCAUGUUUCCAUGUUUCUUCUUCUUCUUCAUUGGAUACCUUUCUGUCCCUGUUGCCGCUUACACCCCCAUCGAGAACAUCACAAUCGACUGUGGUUCUUCUGGCGGUCAAUCUAUCGAUCGCCGUCUUUGGGACGGAGAUGUCAACGGAAAAUUCACCCCUUCAGAGCAACAAAGCAAUAACAACAAAUCAUCCAUGCCUUCAACAGCACCUAUACAGAACUCGGUUGAGCAGGUCCCGUACAUCACAGCCCGUCUUUCUCGCUCUGAAUUCACCUACUCCAUUCCCUUAACCGCCGGUCAAAAGUUCAUUCGCCUCUACUUCUACCCGACAACAUAUCCAGGCUUUGACGACCCUUAUAAAGCUUUCUUCUCUGUCAAAGCAGGUCCCUAUACCCUUCUCAAGAAUUUCAGUGCUUUACUCCAUGCACAACGCCAAGUUACUCUGAUCAAAGAAUUUUGUGUAAACGUGGAUGGAAGUCAAAGGCUAAACUUAACCUUCACCCCAAGUCCUGAUAUCUCUGAUUCUUUUGCUUUUAUCAAUGGAAUUGAAGUUGUUUCCAUGCCCACCAAUCUAUAUUAUACAGCAGGUAGUGAAGAUGAGGUGCCUUUUCUAGGCCAGGCUGAAGGACGCUCCUACUUCCUAGAAAACAACACUGCCCUUGAGAGAGUGUACCGACUCAACGUCGGUGGGAGCCAAAUCUCUCCGGGAGAUGACACUGGAAUGUUCCGGAGCUGGUCAAGUGACGACGACUAUUUGACAAUAGCGAAUCCAAGCGCUCUUCCCGUUAAUAACACUGUUAAUCUCACCUUUAGCACUAUAUCAUCAUUCUCGGCUCCGAAGAAUGUUUAUGUCACUGCCAGAACCAUGGGACAGAACAAGACUGAGAAUGAUAAGUACAAUCUGACAUGGGAGUUUCCCGUUGAUUCUGGGUUCAGUUACUAUGUAAGGUUACAUUUCUGCGAGUUCCAGAUAGAGAUAACGAAAGAAGGUGACAGAGUCUUUGAGAUCUUCUUGGCUAAUUUAACAGCAGAAACUCAAGCAGAUGUUAUAACCUGGAGUACCGGGAAUGGGUUUCCAGUGUAUAGGGAUUAUGUUGUGACAAUAGGAAGAAACGGAAAUCAAAAGCAACAAAAUCUCUCAGUUGCUUUGCAUCCUGCCCCGGCAUGGAGGACUCUUUACUCUGAUGCCAUCUUGAAUGGGCUAGAAAUCUUCAAAUUGAGCAAUGGUGUUGAUCUUUCCGGACCUAAUCCGGAUCCCAUCCCGUUAAGCCCUCCAGGGAAUUCACCACCGGCACCAACCAAGUCCAACAAUACCAGCAAAACAAUAAUUGGUAUCGUGGUUGGUGUAAUUGCGGGCUUGGUUGUUCUCUCUCUCAUUUGUUUCUUGAUUUUCCGGCGAAAGAGGAGAGUCAAAGAUUCAGGUUCCAAUGACGGAGCUUCAUGGUGGAGCCAAUUUUCCUUUACAACGAAAACCACCAAAUCAACAAAGUCAACCAAGUCCCGUGGCUCAUCUCUACCCUCCGAUCUCUGUCGCUACUUUUCCCUGGCUGAGAUCAAAGGGGCAACCAACAACUUCGACAGUGUUUUCAUUAUCGGGGUUGGCGGUUUCGGUAAUGUAUACAAAGGGUUCAUCGAUGGUGGGGCUACCCCUGUUGCAAUCAAACGGUUGAAUCCCGAGUCUCAACAAGGGGCUCACGAGUUCAAGACCGAGAUCGAGAUGCUCUCGCAGCUACGCCACCUCCAUUUGGUGUCGUUAAUCGGAUACUGCAACGACGAAGGCGAGAUGAUACUUGUGUACGAUUACAUGGCUCAUGGUACACUUCGUGAUCAUCUUUACAACACCGAAAACGCUCCUCUCGCAUGGAAACAACGUCUACAGAUUUGUAUUGGUGCCGCUCGUGGGUUGCAUUACCUUCACUCGGGUGCAAAACACAUCAUCAUUCAUCGAGACGUGAAGACAACGAACAUCUUGUUGGAUGAGAAGUGGGUGGCUAAAGUUUCGGAUUUUGGGUUGUCUAGAAUAGGCCCUACCAACAUGUCCAAGGCACAUGUUAGCACAGUGGUGAAAGGUAGCUUUGGGUAUUUAGACCCGGAGUAUUAUCGUCGUCAACAAUUGACGGAAAAAUCUGACGUAUAUUCAUUUGGUGUGGUACUAUGUGAAAUACUAUGUGCGAGGCCCCCAAUUAGUCGAACGGUCGAGAAGGCACAGAUAAGCUUAGCAGCAUGGGCUCAACAAUGCCAUCGAAGAGGAACUCUUUACAAAAUCAUUGAUCCAUUUUUGAGGGGUAAGAUUGCACCCGAGUGUCUGAAAAAAUUCGCUGAAGUGACAAUGAGUUGUUUGCUGGACGAAGGAAUUGAAAGGCCAUCGAUGGGCGAUGUGGUGUGGGGACUUGAGUUCGCACUACAACUGCAAGAAAGUGGUGAGGCCAAGCUUAAAUCUGUUAAUGGUGGGGCUGCCACUGAAGCAGACAUUGAUGAGGAGGCCCCCUUUAAAAGCCAAAGCCUUGAAUUGGAAGAUGACAGUGGGGACGUUUUCAGUAGCCUCGGCGAUCAUGUCCUCAACUCCAAGAGCACUAGCACUUUCAGUUUGACGACAAGUGAUGAUCAAAGUUUUGCCAGCAAGGAUUCCGGCAGACUCUUGUCUAAGGCAGUAUUUUCUGAGAUUAGAAAUCCGGAAGGACGAUGAUCAAUCAUGUGAUCUGUUGAUAGAGUAGCAGAUUGUUAGUUUGCAAGUCAAAACCAUGGCAACUUCAACUAUGAAAAAAGAAUACCCUUGAAGCUGGUAGUGAUGACCAAGUAAAUGGUCGUAUUUAAAUAUUUGUAUGGUAGCUUCCUUAAAUAUAUUAGAUUUUAAGUUAGGUAUGAUGUACCUCAUAUGAAUUACUUAAUGCCUUUGACCAGCUUUUAUCAUUUAAUAA
This is a messenger RNA of Gossypium raimondii (Peruvian cotton), 3266 nucleotides long. Its product is annotated as receptor-like protein kinase FERONIA. Gene Ontology annotation, molecular function: ATP binding; protein kinase activity. NCBI's taxonomy places the organism in Eukaryota, Viridiplantae, Streptophyta, Magnoliopsida, Malvales, Malvaceae. The record is from RefSeq and is a predicted model, not a curated record. Gene Ontology annotation, biological process: protein phosphorylation. The transcript has a single exon. The coding region runs from base 308 to 3034 and encodes 908 amino acids.